AUGUCGCAAAAAGAGGUAGAUUCAAACCAAGAGUCUUCAAUAGAGGAAGACCCGGAUCAGUUCCUCAAACGAGCAAAAGAAGAGAAUAAAUACUACCCUGAAGAAUCUUCAAAAGAGGAAGAUUCUAAGGAUCAUUCUUCUGAUGAAGAUAAACCUCCUGGAAGGACAGCCACUAGAGGCAAGAUGUUUGAAAAUGAAGACAGAGUGAUUGAUAGUGAGGACGAAGACCGUCCAAUUGGACCUCAACAUAUUGACUUGAAAGUUUCAGGCAUUAACCUUAACAAGAACCUUGCUAGCUUUAGAAAGGCUUUACUUAGAGACAAACCUGAUGAUAAAAAGGGUUCGGCUUCAUCAAAAUGUCGGUCAAUACUUAGCCUUUAUUAUGACUCUGACAGAUGGAGGAUGGAGUGAGUCCUCUUCUUAUAUUAUGCAGUCAAUUAUCUCAACAAAGAUAUUUUCAAAGUGAUUACCAAAAAUAUCAAGAAGGAUGAACUCAGGAUUACAGAAAGUGAGAUUUGAGAAAUUUUAAAGCAAAGGAACGCAUUUGAACUUCUCAGCAAUUAUAGAAGCAAAGAAAGAUCUAUGCUGAAUAAUAGAGCAUUUUUUGUUUCAGUUUAUCUAAAUGCUGAAAAGAUGUCAGAGCAGAUCUUGACUAAUUCAAAUAUUGUCCUCUCAACACAGCUUAUGCUUAGGAUGAUAGAAACAGACCAGAGCGAACUUAUAAGAUAUUGACUUAAAUAUAAAGCCCAAUAUGAUCAGGAUAUCAAGAGGAGCAGGAUUUUACUCUCUGGAGCUCAAAUAGAUGCAAGCUUAAGUGACGAUAUUCAGCUUAGCGAUUUCUUUAACUUGAUGCUCCAGCAAGAUUACUCUCAUGAAAGGAUCUGCCAUCAGCUAAUAUUCUUAAAACAUUUCAUCAACUAUAGGGAAUUAUUUGUAUUAUUUGCAGUGAGAAGAAAAGUUAGGCUGAUAUCUUUCUUAAUGAAUUCAGCUGAUCUAAACUUCAAAUUCAAGCCAUACCUAAUUCUUGAUGUCCUUGCUAAUGAUGUUUAUGAUAUCACUCUACUUCUGUACAGAGAGUAUUUCCUGCAACUCAGUGGCAAGACAAAUAGAAAGAUUAUAAGGUACCUCACCAUGUCUUUCAUGAAAACUGGUCAGACUGAAGAAAAAUGCUGGCUUUACAUGAGGUUUAUCGAUAAGGUAACUCUUGAACAAGCUACAAAUCUCAUAAAAGCUUUGUCUCUUCGAACAUCCCACCAGUCAAAGUCAAAUAUUUUCCUGGUCUGCAUAAAUGUUGUCAGGAUUGGUUGCCUAUUAAUCCAGAUAAUUGAACGACUUGUUCUCAGAUUUCCCGUUCUCAAGGAUAGAAUUCAUGAGAUCAGAACGAAAAUUGUUCAAAUUUUACUGUCUUACAUGGAAGACGUCACAACUAUCGAGGAGAUGAGAUUCCUUCUGCUUACUCAAGAUCUUGACUAUAGAGAUGCUCUGACUUAUAUCUGAGAGUAUUCGAUACUAGAGCUACUUGAAGUGCCAUUAGCAGCUGAAGUAGCAGGGGAAUUUUGGAAUAGUAAAUAUAACAUAAGAGGUCUCCCAUGUAUUGUGAGCACUAACCAUAAUCUUCUGUUUAACUUCAACCAUACCAGGUUUGAUAUGGAAAGUCAGAUGAGGUUUUAUAAUAGGAAAGAUCUGAGGAAAAUAGGGUGUCACGAGUACCAAUUCCAGGUAUGGAGAAAUUGACCCAAAACACGAUUCUAUGCUGAAUUCUUCUUUAUACUUGGAUUUGUGAUUUGGACUCACACCUGGAUUAUUGAUUACUUCAAAUUAGCGAAUCGAGUAUGGGAGCUCAGUGAUUUGCAUGAACAAAAUCAAGCAUAUAUAAAAAGCUUUCCAGAGGUAAAGAAUAUUGGGCCCUCAACAUGUGAUCAAGAAUUAGGCACUAGCAUUGGAGAGGCUCCUUCUUAUUGUGAAAUAGAGCCAUUAGGACCACUAGCAUUGGAUAUUUAUUACAAAGCAUUGGAUUUAACCUAUAUUGGGUUUGUCUAUUGACAGUUGGCACUUCAUAAUAUGUUCAGGUCUAUUUACACUGGAUAUACUAAACAACAGAUGUAUUUCUACACUAUUGAGACCUUAAUUGAUGUCUGUAUAUUUGGCCUCUUUCUCAACUUCAUCAUUCUCACAUACAGAGUCGAUCUGGAGGGGACAUGGUUUGUGAAUUACUCAGACUGACGAGAAGCAGAAAUAUUUAUCGAUGGAUUCCUAAAUUCAGGAGUAAAUGAAGGAAUAGCAAUCACUCUUUGAGGUAUCUUUCUCUGGAUCAGGGUUGCUUUUAGCCUCAGACUCAUGCCAUAUGUUGGACCACUUAUGAUGUUAUUCAUUCAUAGCAUCAAAUAUAUUGUGGGUUUUGCCAUGUUAUUCUCUGCAACAGUUAUCAUUGUAGCUUUGAUAGGAACAUUAAUUUUCCAAGAUCUUCCAGCUUUUAACAGAGUAGAUGACUCUCUGAAUACUAUAUUUAACAACAUUUGGGGACUGUUUCAAUUCAAUGAUGCUAAGGGAGGAAGAUUCGGGAGUGAAAUUGGCUACAUUUAUAUGAUGGCUAUUGUUGUUAUUCUUAUUAUCAUUCUCACCAAUUUCUUGAUCGCAAUUUUUGCAUCAAGAUACGAUAAAUUUAUGAAAAACGAAAAAUCAAUCAUGAUGCAAGAGGCUCUAUAUCUCAGACCAGUGAUGGAAGCAAGCGGUAAUCAUUCCUCUCUAAUCUCUGGAGCUUUUCCUCUUCAUGGGCUUAAUUGGGCUACUUCUCCAUUCAUGUUCUUUCCUCGGAAUCCUAAGCUGCCAAAUCUGAUCAUAUUGCAUAUUUUAUAUCUACCAGUGGCAAUAGUUGUAACUAUUCUAUUCAUAGUUUACAACAUUUUAAUCCUCCCAUUGGCCUACUUAAAGCUGAUCCCUCACAAAUUUGCUUUAAUUUUUAAGAAAGAAGUGACUCACAGUGGAAACACGGCAAAUAGGGUUGGAAGUUUCGUGCUAAUCCUUGUAUUCGGACUCUUCAUACUGGCACUAAAUUUCUGUGUCGAUACAUAUUAUUUUGUCAUUCAUUUGUAUAAAACAGAUCUUGAGAGAAUCGAUGAGGGUGAUAUUAAUAAAAUACCUGAUAUGUCGAUGAGAACUUAUAAGAAACUCUUUCAUUAUUUGGAGAAACAUAAAACUCCAUACCUCCCUUUUGAACAAGUCGCAAGCGGGUUUAGAGAGGAACUAGAGGUUAUGCCAGCAAUUCGGCAGAUGUUGUUUCCUCAUAGAUCGAUUUUGAAAGGGAAAGAUCUCCAAAACAAAGCUACAGGGAUAGUGAAUGAAUACAUUAUUGUUAAGAAAAUUUUACUGAAUAACUCUGUUGAUGAGAAAACAACCCAAUUGUUCCCGAACGGAACUAAGAAAAUUACCAAAGAUAUAAAAUUCAACAAAAGACUUCUUCAAUACUGUCUGCACGAUAUGCUUAGAUUCAGAAGACUUCUGCUAAUGAAAAGAAGGUGUUAUCUAUUCACGUAUCUCUAUGAUGGAAAGGGUCAGAAUAAAGUAGAAGAUCUAGUACAAAGGAGAGAAAAGAUUGAGAAACAUAUAUCAGAAGCCUUCAAUUUCAUCAACACAAAAAGAACUCUUAACGCUAUUGGAUACAAACCAAAAGAGAAGAUUGUCUCCACAGAACAGAAAGUAUACAUGGAAGAUGGGAGUGAUUAUGGCUUUGCAGAGACCAUGCGAAAUUUCCACGAAAAAUUAGACCAAAGGAAUUUUAGAAAAGGAGGACUUCUUAGCCAAAACAACUCCAAAGUGAGUCUAAAGAAGCUGUACCAUAUGGCUAAAACUGAGAAUAAGACAUCUGAAAAAGACGAGACUCUUUUUGAUGUCAAUGAUGACUUUAGAGUCCCUCCUGCCAACCAAGAUGUAGAGAAAGAACUUGCGAAAGUUCUAGAGGAUGAGUCCAUAGAGAAGAUAUUCGGUCUUGGAGACUCAGAAGACGAAGAAGAUGAUGACUUCAACGCUAUAGGCAAUGUUCAAACCUCAGCAACAAAUGUCAAAGAAAAGCCAAUAGAUAAAAAGGAAACAGGUGACCACCUCUAUUCAGGCAUGGAAAAUAUUGAAGACAGCGAGGAAUGGGAGGAAUCUGAAGAAGAAGUAGAUGAAGAAGAUGAUGAUGUGAUUGAACAAACAGACUCAGGAAAUAUAGAAUUUUCAAAGGAGCAUGAGACCAGAGAUCCAAAAGCAAGUUAAAUUUUAUAACUCUACCUUCAAUUCC
Messenger RNA from Moneuplotes crassus, 4279 nucleotides. The record is from the annotation of a GenBank genome assembly. Lineage: Eukaryota; Ciliophora; Spirotrichea; Euplotida; Euplotidae.